Aethina tumida (small hive beetle) is the source of this 1299-nucleotide messenger RNA. RefSeq names its product erlin-2-like. Lineage: Eukaryota; Metazoa; Arthropoda; Insecta; Coleoptera; Nitidulidae. Gene Ontology annotation, cellular component: endoplasmic reticulum membrane; endoplasmic reticulum. The transcript has 4 exons. Gene Ontology annotation, biological process: SREBP signaling pathway. Gene Ontology annotation, molecular function: ubiquitin protein ligase binding; cholesterol binding. The coding region runs from base 223 to 1197 and encodes 324 amino acids. The record is from RefSeq and is a predicted model, not a curated record.
UUCGUAAUUUCAUUGUGAUAGGCAACCCUUGUUACAUUUUGUUGUGUUUGUAUCAAUGACUUUUUGAUUUUCACAGUUUAUAAAACUGUCAUACCGCAAACAAAAACCUAACCAACGAUGUUAAUUCGGUUGUUACGGAAACAUUUAAAGAUUUCCAAUAAAAAUCAACCAUUUUAAUAAUUAAUCUGAUGAGUUAAUAACGCAGCAUAAAAUCUUUUCAGAAUGUCGUACUUGAUGGAACACGCUAUUAUAGGCUCGAUUUGUAUGUGCCUUGUUUUGGUUUUUAAUUAUUCGUUGCACCGAAUUGAAGAAGGACAUGUUGGCGUUUAUUACCGUGGAGGAGCUGUACUACCGAAAACAAGUGAACCAGGUUAUCACAUGAUGUUGCCUGUAAUUACUAGCUAUAAAUCUGUACAAGUCACACUGCAAACUGACGAAGUAAAAAAUGUACCAUGUGGUACAAGUGGCGGCGUAAUGAUUUAUUUUGAUAGAAUUGAAGUUGUCAAUCAUUUAAAAGCAUCAAGUGUAAUGGAUAUAGUUAGAAACUACACUGCCGACUAUGAUAAAACGUUAAUAUUCAACAAAGUCCAUCAUGAAUUGAAUCAAUUUUGCAGCAUCCAUACCUUGCAUGAAGUCUAUAUUGAUCUCUUCGAUCAGAUAGAUGAAAAUUUGAAAACGGCUCUGCAAAGAGAUCUAAAUGAAAUGGCACCAGGAUUGACAAUACAAGCGGUACGCGUUACCAAGCCAAAAAUUCCAGAAGUGAUCCGGAAAAACUACGAACUGAUGGAGGGGGAAAAGACUAAGCUGCUAAUAGCUACGCAACACCAAAAGGUAGUAGAAAAAGAUGCAGAAACUGAAAGGAAACGAGCAAUAAUCGAAGCUGAAAAGGAGGCACAAGUCGCUAAGAUCCAAUACGAACAGAAGAUCAUGGAGAAAGAGUCGUUGCAGAAGAUUUCGCAAAUAGAAGACGAGAUGCACGUUGCCAAGCAAAAAAGCAUGGCGGAUGCGGAGUUUUACAAGUUGAGUCAGUUGGCGAAAAUUAAUAAGGAACUGUUGACUAAAGAGUACAUAGAGUUGAAGAAGUAUGAGUCGUUGGCGGCGAAUAGCAAGGUCUAUUUUGGCAAUGAUAUACCUCAGAGUUUUUUAAGUGACACUACCGCAGUGCCUGCCAUUUCCAAUGCCAAGAAAGAGUUAUAAGAGUUUGGGCUGUCAUUUACAUGUUUCCAAAGAAACUUAUUAUUUAAUUCUUUUGUAAAUCUGUAACACAUUUUCUAUUUAACAAUAAACAGUGUUUUCAAA